Messenger RNA from Leptopilina heterotoma, 1253 nucleotides. Its product is annotated as GTPase Era, mitochondrial. Gene Ontology annotation, biological process: ribosomal small subunit assembly. Gene Ontology annotation, cellular component: mitochondrial matrix. Bases 185 to 1204 code for a protein of 339 amino acids. NCBI's taxonomy places the organism in Eukaryota, Metazoa, Arthropoda, Insecta, Hymenoptera, Figitidae. The record is from RefSeq and is a predicted model, not a curated record. The transcript has 3 exons. Gene Ontology annotation, molecular function: rRNA binding; ribosomal small subunit binding; GTP binding.
AAUAGCAGACGAUACACUGUGUGUACUAAAAAAAAAUAUUCAAGAAAUUAAAAACAUUUAUUCUUCAAAAUAAUAGUCAUCUAUACUAUCAAUUCAAGAAUAAAAGAAAAUUUUAAAGUUCAUUUUUUUAAUUUAAAAAAAGUAAUAUAAUGAAGUGUUUAAAAUAGUUUUUUUCAACAUAAAAAUGAUGUUUUUUAUUGAAAAAGCCGUUUGUCGUAAUUUUUCACGUGUUUUACGUCAUUUCUCAACAAAACUCGAAACAAAUGUCAAUAAUUUAACGUGCAAUCAAUUUGAAGUUGUAAAUAAUAAUAAUAUUAGUAAUGAACUAAAAAAAUCAUUGAAAGUCGCAAUAAUUGGUUUACCAAAUGCUGGUAAAAGUACAUUAAUUAAUCAACUGGUGAAUCGAACGAUAUGCCCAACAUCGGAAAAAGUUCACACGACACGAGAAAAGGCAGAGGCAAUUUUGGUCUCUGAUAAUAUACAAUUAAUAAUUAUCGACACACCUGGCUUAGUAUCGAAUCGUGAUUUAAAAGCUUACGAAAUGGGAUCAACAUUUAGAGACGACGUGAAUAAAUCAUUACGUAAAGCUGAUAUUGUUGGCGUUGUUCAGGACAUGGAAAAUCCCCGUGCACAUGAAAAUAUUAGUAAACGAUUAUUACCAUUACUUGAUGCCUAUGGCAAAGAUCGAGCAACUAUUCUUAUUUUAAAUAAAAUCGAUCGUAUUAAGAGGAAAGCAACACUUUUGGAAAUAAUCAAAAAUUUGACAAACAAAAAAAAUUGGCCAUACUUUCAGGAUAUUUUCAUGAUUUCUGCACUUCAUAACGAUGGCGUCACUGAUAUUAGAAAUUACUUUUUGGACAUUGCAAAGGAAAAGAAGUGGGAAUAUAAUACGGAAAUGUAUACAGAUCAAAAGCCGGAAAUAAUUGUCGAACGUACAGUGAGGGCAAAAUUAAUGGACAAUUUACCACAAGAAAUGCCAUACAGAUUAACAAUUGAAUUGGAACAUUUUGUUGUUUCAAAAGAAGGGAAUAUUGCGUCAACAGUAAAAAUAAUUUGUCCAAAUGAAAGAAUAUCGAAAAUCGUCGUUGGACCCGGUGGUAGACGUGUGAAAUCAAUAUCAACUGAAUGCGAGAAAGAUCUUUCAAAUGCAUUUCGAACAAUUUUUACACUUAAACUUUCAAUUCUAUUUAAAGGAAAGAAAUAAAACAACAUAAAAUUUAUUCUCCUUUUUAUUGAAUUUUAAGAUUUUUCUU